ACUCGCGAAUGUAUUCUCUACAUGGCGCUCUUAUCUAGAUACGUUAUUCGACGCUUUGAGAUGUUUUGACUUUGUGUUGAAUUUGGGGAAGUCGAAUUUAAAAGCGGUUGGUGGGGUAGGAAACACUUAACAUCGUCCCGCCCUGGCUUUAUCUGUAACGGCACGUCCGGGUGCUCAAAAGAAGGCGCUAUUCUGGUUGGCAACCUUACAAUUACAAAGCCAAACCAAACGUGACGACGUUGGCGUCUGCUCGGAAAGAAAACAACCAACCAUACAUUAAGUAUUAAUAUUCAUUUAUUGUAGCAUAAACGCCGGCCACUUCGAGAGGAGUAACAAAAAAAACAAACUCCGUGUUAGCUCCUCCUUGUGGGCGACGAGGCAAAAAAAAGGGGGGGCUAGCUCGGGAAGCUAAUGGUUAGCUUUGCUCGAGGAAGCUGCGCACGUCACCUCCACGCGCCAAAUGGCUGCACGCUGGCUCUGCAGUGCUCGUUUUCGAACACCUCGCUAACGUCGCCGAGCUCCACCUGAUGGGAAGGCGGUCCAGUUAAAGAUGUGCGCCAAUGUGUUCGGAGUGUUGAAGAGCCUCUUCGGGAAGCCCUUUGAUGGUGGGAAGAGGAUGGAUCAUGGGGGGCCCCAGCAGCAGCAGCCCGCGGAGCAGCAGCACCCCGCCAUGACACGUCUGUACGAGGUGCGCAAGGAGGUCACCUCCCUGCGGUCUCAGGUGUGCAACUUCAGCGGGCUGCAGCACGACCGCGACUACAAGCGUCUGGAGCGCGAGCUGACCCGCCUGCUGCUGGAGGUGGACCAGGUGGCCACGGAGGGCAAAGCCGAGCUCCAGGGCGAGCGCAAGCGGGCGGCGCAGGAGGUGGAGGGGCUCCUGCGCUACCUGGAAGAGAACGCCACCCACCCGUCCCGCCUGGCCAUGGAGGAACUAAGCGACGAGGCGCGGCGGCUGGUGGACGAGCGCGUGGUGGCGCCGCAGCGCUCGGGCGGCGUGGCGGAAAUGGACGACGAGCUGGUGGAGCUGCUGCAGCAGUUGGUGCUGAGGCUCACGCAGGUGAAGACGGAAGGCCGGGUGCCGCUGCGCAAGGCCCGCUACCGGGCGCUGACGCGGCUGUGCGCCGUGCAGGAGGUGAUGGAGGGGCGCACCCAGCGGCAGACCCUCUCGCUGCCGCUCUCGGGCGAGACCCACGCCGCCGUGGACUGCAUCAAUCAGGUGAUGGCCAAGGUGAGCGUGGCGCGCGGCCAGCUGGUGGCGCUGCUGAUGGGCCUGAGCGGCCGGGACAGCUGCGCUCACCUCUCGCGCCUCCUGAUGGAGAUGCAGGUGGAGCUGGACGCUCUGGACGUGUCCGGGCACGCCGCCAUCAGGAACUACCGCAAACAAGUGGUGGAGGAGAUCAACGGCCUGCUGAAGCACUUGGACCUGGAGGGAGAGGGAGAAGACACGCGCAGGUACGACCUGGCUCAGAACAACUCCAUCCGCGAGAUCGAGGCGGUGCGCGCUCACGUGGCGCACCUGCGCGAGGGCGUCCUGCGCCACUGCAUGAUGGGCGAGCUGGGCUUCAGGCCCAAAGCCGAGCUGCAGAGCCUCCUCACGCACCUGGACCAGGUGGACACGGCCAAGAACCCCUGCAUCCGCGAGGCCCGCCGCCGAGCCGUGGUGGAGGUCCAGGCCGUGGUCACCUUCCUGGACCUGCGCGAGACCCUGCUGUCCCGCCAGCCGGGCCCCGGCGAGCACCCGGCGAACCGGGCCGUGUGGCUGGUCCUCGGCAGCCUGUCGGACCUCCAGGCCCAGGUGCUGGGCUUCGACGGCAAGCGCGCCGACAAGAGCUACAUGGUGCUGGAGGAGCUGCUCACCAAGCAGCUGCUGGCGCUCGACGCCGUGGACCCGCAGGGCGACGAGGGCACCAAGGUGGCGCGCAAGCAUGCGGUCAAGAUCGCCCAGAACAUUCUCAACUAUCUGGACAUGAAGACGGACGAAUGGGAGUACUGACCCACGGGACUCCGACUCCCAGAAUGCACUGCGACACUGCUUUAUCUUCCCCUUGUCCAACCCGCUGACUUUGAAACACUGUGCGUUUUGUAGGUUGUGUGUGUUUGUCGUCAUCGUGGAAAAGUGUGUGUGUGUGUGUGUGUGUAUAUAUAUAUAUACACACAUAUAUGUAUACGUAUAUGUAUGUAUGUAUGUAUAUAUAAGUAUAUAUGGAGGAUAUAUAUGUAUGUAUGUAUAUAUGUAUACAUAUAUGUAUGUAAGUAUAUAUAUGUAUGUAUGUGUAUAUAUAUGUGUACAUAUACAUAUGUAUGUAUGUGUAUAUAUAUGUGUACAUAUACAUAUAUAUGUGUGUAUAUAUAUAUAUGUAUGUAUGUAUGUAUAUAUACAUGUAUGUAUGUAUGUAUAUAUGUAUGUAUAUAUAUAUAGAUGUGUGUAUAUAUAUAGAUGUGUAUAUAUAUAUGUAUGUAUGUAUGUAUAUAUGUAUGUAUGUAUAUAUAUAUAUAUGUAUGUAUAUAUAUGUGUAUAUAUAUAUAUAUGUAUGUAUAUAUGUGUAUAUAUAUAUAUAUAUGUAUGUAUAUAUGUGUGUAUAUAUAUGUAUAUAUAUAUAUAUAUAUAUAUGUAUAUAUAUAUGUGUGUGUGUAUGUAUGUAUGUGAGAGCUAAGAGUUUUUGAGAUCCAUCCAGCUUAGUUUGGGCUUCACUACACGUGCGCCAGGCGUGGCAGCAGGUUGGAAGUCUUAGACUCGAAGAGGACAAGGUUUUGUAAGAUGUCGGCCGUGACCAAGCAAGAAGACGGGAGACGUCUUGAGUAUCUGUGCCUUCAUGUUCACUCUUCCCCAAGCCGCCUCGCAUCACGUGACCCCCACGCCGCCACCCCCCCUCCCCGCCCACCAGCGUCGCGAAGAGCACAACAAACUUGCACUAAGACGUGUCAUUUUAUAAUCAGCGGCGUCCAAAGCCCAAAACACACCCGUUACCGAAACCGGAUACGUAAAAGUACCGGGGACGGCUCCGGCAAGUGAAACUGGAAAAUGGAGAUCUGCUUUUGUCCAUUUUGUAAACAUCAAGAUGAGAGGAAUGUGAUCCCAGCACCUUACUUUUAAGAUUUCCCACCUUGGACUGAUGGAAUAUUGGAGUUUGACCAACUUGAAAUGUGACGUAACGCAGGCUUGAGUAGUUUCCUUGCAGUACUUGGAGGUCGGCUGUCCAAAGUGCUCGUUUGUAUUGGCCCGCUACAUUUUGGAGAUGCAAAGUAGCAAACGCAACAUAAAAAACGCAUAAAAAAACCCUUCUAAAUAGGAUCUUUACAUGAUGAGCGCCCCUUAGGCAUGAAAUAACACCCUUGAUACAGUAGGGGGGGUCAAACAUGUUUUUAAUGAAUCACAUUUCUUACUUGUAGAGAUUCUUUUAAUCAAUUAAAAAAAAUAAAAAUAGUUAUUUAUUUUUUUUUAGUCAGGUUUGUCCAGCCACUCAAACAUAUAGUUUAUGUAGAUCAGGGGUCACCAACCUUUUUGAAACCAAGAGCUACUUCUUGGGUACUGAUUAAUGCCAAGGGCUACCAGUUUGUUACACACUUAAACAAAUUGCCAGAAAUAGCCAAUUUGCUCAAUUUACCUUUAAUAAAUAAAUGUAUAUACCGGUGUGUAUAUAUGAAAAAAAUGGGUAUUUCUGUCUGUCAUUCCGUCAUACAUUUUUUUUCCUUUUACGGAAGGUUUUUUUGUAGAGAACAAAUGAUGAAAAAAAAACAUAAUUGAACGGUUUUAAAGAGGAGAAAACAGGAAAUAAUCGAAAAUAAAUUUUGAAACAUAGUUUAUCUUCAAUUUCGACUCUUUAAAAUUCAACCGAAAAAAGAAUAGGAAAAACUAGCUCAUUUGAAUCUUUUUGAAAAAAUUAAAAAAAGAAUUUAUGGAACAUCAUUAGUCAUUUUUCCUGAUUAAAAUUAAUUUUAGAAUUUUGAUGACAUGUUUUAAAUAGGUUAAAAUCCAAUCUGCAUUUUGUUAGAAUAUAUAACAAAUUGGACCAAGCUAUGUUUCUAACAAAGACAAAUCAUUAUUUCUUCUAGAUUUUCCAGAACAAAAAUUUCAAAAGAAAUUCAGAAUACUUUGAAAUAACAUUUAAAUUUGAUUCUAAAGAUUUUUUAGAUUUGCCGGAAUAUUUUUUUUUUUAAUUUUAAUCAUAAUAAGUUUGAAGAAAUAUUUCACAAAUAAUUUCACAAAUGAAGAAUUAAAUUGAAAUGUAUUAUUCUUUACAAUAAUUAAAAAAAAAAAUACUUAAAGUGAAGUGAAUUCUAUUUAUAUAGCGCUUUUCUCAAGUGACUCAAAGCGCUUUACAUAGUGAAACCCAAUAUCUAAGUUACAUUUAAACCAGUGUGGGUGGCACUGGGAGCAGGUGGGUAAAGUGUCUUGCCCAAGGACACAACGGCAGUAACUAGGACGGCACAAGCGGGAAUCGAACCUGCAACCCUCAAGUUGCUGACACGGCCACUCUACCAACCGAGCAAUGCCGCCCACGAUUUUAAAUCGUCAGAAAAGAAGAGCAAGGAAUUUAAAAGGUAUAUUUGUUUAAAAAUACUAAAAUCCCUUUUAAAGUUGUAUUUUUUCUCUAAAAUGGUCUUUCUGAAAGUUAUAAGCAAAGUAAAAAAAAUGUAUGAAUUUAUUUAUACAAGUGAAGACCAAGUCUUUAAAAUAUUUUCUUGGAUUUUCAAAUUCUAUUUGAGUUUUGUCUCUCUUAGAAUUAAAAAUGUCGAGCAAAGCGAGACCAGCUUGCUAGUAAAUAAAUAAAAAAAAAAAAUUUAGGCAGCUCACUGGUAAGUGCUGCUAUUUGAGCUAUUUUUAGAACAGGCCAGUGGGCGACUCAUCUGGUCCUUACGUGUUGGUGACCCCUGAUGUAGAUCUGCUGUACACAUUUACUUUAGGAAAAAGAAGUGUUGGAUACUUCUCUUCUUGCCUUAUUUGUAUUUGACUUUAUUAAAUGUAUAGGUAGAAUUCUAUCAAACCAAACUUUUCUUGGAAGUAAUAUAUAACUUUAUCACAGCCGUUUGUUCAUCUAUUUUAUGGAAGAGCGUACUAACUCAUAGAACUGGCACUCAAUGUUAUUAAAAAAGUAUGUAUGAAUCCAAUAGUUACCCCCAAGAAUGGAACCCACAGCCCUAAUAUUGAGUCACCUUCACACUGGUCAUAGGCAACAUAGUAAUGCUGCCUCAGCCAAUGAGUGACCCCGAUACUGGACAGUCAACAGUACUCAUUGUUGACGCGUUAAAUAGAUUCGGCGAAAAAUUAAAGGCCUUAAAAUGGCAUAAAAAAAAAAGCAUUGUGAAGUGAAUUAUAUUUAUAUAGCGCUUUUUUUUUUUACAUAGUGAAACCCAAUAUUUAAGUUCAACUUCAACCAGUGUGGGUGGCACCGGGAGCAGGUGUGUUAAGUGUCUUGCCGAGGGACACGACGGCAGUGACUAGGAUGGCGGGAGCGGGGAUCGAACCGGGAACCCUACCAACCGAGCUAUACUGCCACGCAUGAAAAACAAUUCAUAUAAUUUGAAUUGGCUACAAAAAAAGACAAAGCAACUAAUCCAAUCCAAUCCACUUUAUUUAUAUAGCACAUUUAAACAACAAUAACGUUUCCAAAGUACUGUAAAAAAAAUAAAAAAAAUAAAUAUAAAACCAAUAAAAACAAAUAUGAUUAAAAACUAUUUUAAAGGGUAAAAUCAAUUAAAACAGUAAAAUAGAAAUCAAAGUGUAUAAAAAACACAGAGGACCACACAACUCACGUAGUGUUAAAAGCCAAAGAAUAAAACCAAUAAAAACAAAUAUGAUUAAAAACUAUUUUAAAGGGUAAAAUCAAUUAAAACAGUAAAAUAGAAAUCAAAGUGUAUAAAAAACACAGAGGACAACAGAGGACCACACAACUCACGUAGUGUUAAAAGCCAAAGAAUAAAAACAAUAUAAAAACAAAUAUGAUUAAAAA
This is a messenger RNA of Nerophis ophidion (straightnose pipefish), 5951 nucleotides long. Its product is annotated as BAG family molecular chaperone regulator 5-like. The record is from RefSeq and is a predicted model, not a curated record. Gene Ontology annotation, molecular function: adenyl-nucleotide exchange factor activity; protein-folding chaperone binding. Lineage: Eukaryota; Metazoa; Chordata; Actinopteri; Syngnathiformes; Syngnathidae. Gene Ontology annotation, biological process: negative regulation of protein ubiquitination; regulation of inclusion body assembly; protein stabilization. The coding region runs from base 551 to 1993 and encodes 480 amino acids. Gene Ontology annotation, cellular component: cytosol; nucleus; cytoplasm. The transcript has 4 exons.